AUGUAUGCUGAUGGUAUUGAUUGGUUUCAAUAUAAAGCAUUGAUUAGCUUGUAUUCGGUAUUGCUACUUGCUCGACGCAUUCUUAUUGUUGAAAGUGCCAGACCAAUUAUUCAAUCUACUGAUAACCAACUAUGUACAAGGCUUCAGGCAAUGCUUUCCUAUGGUAAAUAUCAAACGUCUCAAAUGCCAUCAAAUAUAUCUUACACGUCACGUUAUUAUGGCCUAAAUUUUCUUGCUUAUUCACCUAUCGAUGAUUUAUUAAUAUUCAUUGAACCAAAACAUCAAAUACAUGUUUAUAAUGGUCACACAAUUCAACCUAUUGCCAAUGUAAAUACAACAGAUAUUGUUGGUGCAACAUCGUGUGCAUCACUAUCAUCAGAGUCUCAACAUGAACUAUUUUUUAUAUAUGAAACAAAUACCGAGUCAAACAUAAUCUCUUUGCGCGUAUGCGAAGUACAAUUUGAUACGCCUAGCUUAAAAUUCGAAGAAAAUAUAUGUAUCGGCACAAUAACUGUUCAAUACGAUCAACCGGAUUUACGUUUAAACGGUUUUACAAUAAAACGUGAUCAUGCUGGUACAAAUAAAUCUCUUCUAUUUAUAUCAACAGAUAUUGGUCUAGUUUAUGCCGUAUUUGAAACAAAUACAGGCGCAUUAGUUGGUGAACCAACAAUUAUGAAUGGAACAUUGAAUGAAGGCAGUAUUGUUGUAUCAUCAGAUGGUUCGGUUUAUUACGCUAGUAAACAAGAACAUUUAAUAUAUGAAUUACAUAUAACAAACGAUUUUCGUUUACAUUUUGGAAAAAUAAUAAAAGCUAAUGGAAUUAAACAACCAUUUGGUUUAAUUACAGAUGAAUGUAAUCAUUUAUAUGUUGCUACACGUUCAAUGAUAUUAGUUAUGUUUCUUAAAACGUUUUCGACAAUACGAAGUGUCUUUUCCAAAGCAUCAGAUUUACCAAUAACACUUGAACGAUUUAAUUCAACUACAUAUGUCUAUGCGACAAUUAGAACAAAUGCAAAAAAAUUGCCUUCUUAUUGGAUGUUUAAUUUUCUUUAUUUUACUGAAGGAGAAAAAAUUUUCCUCACAACUCGACAGCCAGCUGUCAAUCAAGAAGAAAAUUUCAAUUCUGCUGAUAUUACAGCGGAUGAUAUCAGUAUGCCAAUACUGUGGCCAUUAUCAUAUUUAUUACCGUCGGAAACAAAUAAAACAAAGAAAUAUACACAAUUCUUUUCUGCACCGAGAAAACCUUCUUCUGAAUUUCGAAAAUCAAAUCCUAGCCAACUAGAGAAAAAUAAUUCUGUCGACUCGGAAAUAUCAGCAAUCAGUAAAGAAAAUUUGCAGACUCGAAAUAUUUCUACUGUACCAUCAACUCCUGAUUCAUCUGAUAGUAAUCGAUCAAAGAACUCGGAUCCUGAUCAUAUAUUGGUUGACAAUACUCAUCAUGAUUCACAACAGAAAUUAAAUAAAUCAUUACAAAACAACGUUCAUUCUGAAACUUAUUUACUUCAAAAUACAUCAUUCGAUUCUCAAUCAUUCUCGAAACACACAACUGAAUCCAUCAUAUCUGAUGGUGAUUUACGAGCAAGAAUUGAAAAAGAAAAAAAUCUAUCAAUACAUACAAAUAAUCACUCACACGAUUAUACGUCAAAGCGUCCCUUAUCCGAUUCAAAGUUUGCAAACGUAACAACUGAAACAAAAGAAAGCCCAUUCUCCGACGAUGAUUUACAAGCAUUCAUAGAAGGUCGAGCUAAUUUUUCGAAAACUCAAGAGACACAAAUUAAAGCGUACUUGGAAAAACAAUCAUUAUUAAAUCGAACCAUCACUUCUCAAUUUACAACUGGUACAAAAACACCAAUAUCAAAUACAACUGUUCUUGAUCACAAGACAGACACGGACACAACAUUAUUCUCCGAUGAUGUUCUACAAUCGUUCUUAGAAGGUCGAGGUAAUUUCUCAAAAGAACAAGAGAAACAAAUUAAAGAUUAUUUAAGUAAACAAUCAUCAUCCAAUCGCGAUUUAAUUUCUAAAUAUUCAACAAGUGCAAGACUACCAGGUAGAAUAAGUACAACCGGUGAUAGUAUUCAUUCUGACCGUAACACUGAAAAUACGUACUCACAAAAAUAUCCAACGAAAAUACCUGUAAUUGAUUCGAAAAGUCUUAGUCGUACAACAGAUACGGCAGAGAUUAUAUUCUCCGAAGAUGAUUUACGAUCUUAUCGAGAAGGUCGAGGAAAUCUCUCGAAAGAACGAGAGACACAGAUUCAAGCUUACUUAAGUAAACAAUCAUCGUCGAGUCCAAAUAUAUUUUCGAGAUAUCCAAUCGGCACAGUACUACCAGGUCACAUCUAUACAACUGACAAUAUGCAUGAAAAUACUACGAUACCACAAAUCAACUCAGAAGAUAUACAGCGAUUCACUGACUCAGACGGAAUAUCUAUUUCUCACGACGAUUUACAAUCAUAUUUACAAGGGCGAGGUAACUUGUCGUUGGCUAAACAGAAACUAAUUCAAGCUUAUCUAGCUAAACAAGCAGCAUCGAAUCGAAGUGCAAGUUCGCAACACUUAAACAGUAAAAAUCUACCAACUACUAAACAUACACCUCAUGAAACAGAUUCACAAGAUUAUCCCUCACAGAUGCCAAUUCCUGAUUUAGAAAAUAUUGAUCGCCCAAUCGAUAAAGAAGAAAUAUACUUCUCUGAUGAAGAUGUACAAGCGUUUCUCGAAAGUCGAGGAAAUCUUUCGAAAAAACAAGAAGAGCAGAUUCGAACCUAUUUAAAUAAACAAUCAUUGUCGAAUAGAACUACAUCAGUUUCAACAUUUUCUCAGAGCAAAAAAUUACCGGCUGGACUAGAAGCAAUGGAUAAUAACAUGUAUACUGAUCUCUCAAACAAAACUACGUUGGCUAAAGACAAUGUAACAAAGAAACCACUAUUCGAUUUGGACCAUUCAAAGAGUACAAUCGGCAUCGAAGGAGUUUUAUUCUCAGACGACGACUUACGCAUUUACUUAGAAGGGCGUUCGAAUCUGUCAAAAAGUCGAAUAGCCCAGAUUGAAGCACAUUUGAACAAACAAUCAUCAUUGAAACAGAAUAUUUUUUCAUCUGAUUCAACAAGUACGAAAACUCCAACUGCACUGUAUACGUCUAAUGAAAACGUAAACGGCGAUCACAAACGCGAACCAGCACCAUUAUCAGGCAAUCUUACAAGAAAGCCCUCCUCCGAAUUGGACAAUUUUAAUGCUUCACUAGAUAAUGAAGAUAAAUCAUUCUCAAAUGAUGAAUUACGAUCUUUUCUGGAGGGUCGAGCGGAUUUCUCUAAGAAAAAGCAAGCUCAAAUUGAAGCAUAUUUAAGUAAACAAUCAUCGCGAUAUCCAAAUCAAUUUUCAACAUACCCGACCAACGGAAAAACACCAGCUGAGUCAAAUAAACUAGAGCAUGAAAAGCAUUCUGAAUAUCAAUCUCAAGAUACACACUCGCAAAAUUAUUCAACAAAAACACCGGUUUCUGAUCCAAACCUCUUUAACCAAACCAUAGAUUCUCAAGCAAUAAUAUUCACAGACGAUGAUUUACGAUCUUUUUUAGAAGGUCGAGCAAACUUAUCUAAAAAUCAAAAAACGCAGAUUGAAACACAUCUCUCUCAAACCUCUCCAGUGAAUAGAAGUAUAACUGUAAAGAAUCCUAUCCAUAAGAAACUACCCGUAAACAUUUAUCCAAUCGAUGACAACGCAUAUGCCAAUGAUCGAAGUGAACAUACACAGAAGCAGGGCCUAGAUUCGAAAAAGUCACUAUCUGAUUCGAAAGAUACCAGUCGAACAGUUGAUACAGACCAUAUAGUAUUCACAGAAGAUGAUUUGCGAUCGUUUUUGGAAGGUCGCUCAAAUUUAUCACAAAAGCAAGAAGCAAAGAUUCGAUCUUAUUUAAAUAAACAAUCAUCAUAUGGUACAAGUAGCACGAGUGCAAGUUAUGUUUCAAAUAAAGUCCAAACGUCGCAAAUACAUACCGCAGAUGACAACAUGCAUACUGUUCAUCAGACCGAAACUUCUCAGCCGCUCACUGUUUCGAAAGAUAUCGUCUUUUCUGAAGACGAGUUACGAGCUUACUUAGAAGGUCGCACUAACCUUUCAACGAACCGAGAAGCUCAAAUUCAAGCUUAUUUAAGUAGAAACUCAUCAUUGGAUCAAAAUCAAUUCUCGACAAGUACACAAAUACUAACAACAAUUCAUGGAAUGAAUGGCAAAUUAGAUGAGAAACAUGAAAGUCGCUACCCAACGACACCAAAGUCUGAUUCAAAAUUCUUAAAUGGAACAAAAGACUCUCAAGCAAUAAUAUUCACAGAUGACGAGUUACGAUCUUUUCUAGAAGGUCGAGCAAAUUUAUCGAAAAGUCAAAAAUCUCACAUUGAAACAUAUCUCUCUCAAACGUCGUCACUAAAUCGAAGUAUAUAUGUAAAGUAUCCUAUCGUCACAAAAUCACCUACUGACGUAUAUUCCUUGGAUCGUAACGAAUAUCGUGAUGACGAAAGUGAAAAUACAUAUUUACAAAGUUAUUUAACAAAGAAACCACUUGCUGAUUCGAAAAAAUUCAAUCAAACCAUGGACACGCAAGACAUAAUUUUUUCCGGUGAUGAUCUCAGAUCGUUACUAGAAGAUCGCGUGAAUUUAUCGCCGAAUCAAAAAGCCCAAAUAGAAGCUUAUUUAAAUAAACAAAUAUCGUCCGAUCGCACUACGCCCUCAAAUUAUUCGACUAAUACCAGCCAAACAGCUAACAAAAAAGUACCAGAUGAGCGCGUAAAUUCUCUGCGUGGAAAGAAUAAUACACAGUUUCGAGAUAAUUCAGGAACAACACCAUUACGCAGUUGGAAAGAUUUUAGACACACAAUAGAUACACAAGGAGUAACAUUUACCGAUAACGAUCUACGGUCUUUUCUACAAGAUCAUGUAAACUUAUCGCAGGACCAAAAGAUACAGAUUGAAGCUUACCUACGCAAACAAUCAUCCGCUAAUCAAAGUAUAUUUUCGAAUUAUCAGGCAGGCUUGAAGUCGCCAGUUAAAAUAUCUACAUCUGAAGAUAGCGUAGAACCUGAUGAUAAAGGCGAAGAAACAGAAUUGCAAGAUUAUGAUUCAAAGCUACAGUUAUCUGAAUCGAAAAACUUAACUAGUACAAUAGAUUCACAACGAAUUAUGUUCUCCGAUGACGAGUUACGAUCAUUUCUAGAAGGACGAGCAAACUUGUCGAAGAAGCAAAAAGAAAAAAUUGAAAUUUAUCUAAAUCAACAAUCACUAUCGAACCAAAGUUCACUUUCAAGAUCUUCAACGAUCACGAAGGUACCAAUCGGAAUAAAUCCAUCAGACAAUAAAGUUGAUCCUUACGACAAAAAUGCACGUACAUAUCCGGGAAAUUAUCUAACCACAAUACGACCAUCGGAUUCGAAAGAUUUCAGUGCAUCCACUGCAUCAGAAGGAAUAAUAUUUUCUGACGAUGAUGUGCAAUCUUAUUUGCAAGGACGUAGUAAUCUUUCUUCAAUUCAAAAAGCAAAGAUUCAAGCUUAUUUAGCAAAACAAACAUCCUCAAAUGGAAAUGUAUUCUCAAGAUAUUUCACAAGUACCGGGAAGCCAACACCUCAUAAUGAAUCAUGGAUUGUUCCAGAUCGGCUAACAAACGUUUCGUUCAGAGAGUCACCUGGAUCAUUGCAUCCUAGUUCGCUUCCAGAAAAAGAUUUUAAUAGUACAAGUCGUCGCGUGACGCCAUCGAAAUAUGUUUCACAGAAUUUAUCAUCCAUGAAACCUUUUACAAGUUCACGUACAACAAUUUUACAAAGACCUUGGCAAUCGAUUGGCAAUCAAACUCAUGAUUUGGAUAAGAGUAUUGAAAAGCAUCAGAAUAUUUCUAGCGAUUCCAAUUACGAUAGCAACUUGCAGAUUCAUACAUUCAAUGAACAUUCUCAAUUGUUAAAAUCAACUAAGAACCCAUCGUCCGACGGCCACGAUGAAUAUUAUGAUACUGAAAACAAAGAAAAGCCUUUCGAUUCGUCUGGAGAUGGCGCUAAUCAAUUAUCAUCAUGGUCAACUCGUUCAACGGUAUCAAUGAACACUGACGAAGCAAAAGAAAUUCUAACAACAAUCUUAUCAGAUAAAAAAUCUAAAAUUGAUAAGUCGAUGCAUCGCUUAUCAACAAUAUCGUCAUCCGAACGACUUACUCAAGACAAAUCGAAUAUACAUAAUUCAUCAAUUUUGAAAGAUCAUAAUCUUGUAACUAAACCCAAUGGAAUCCACGCUGAUAAAGGUUCUACUUUGCACUUCACUAACUAUAAUGAACACGCGAUAGGCCAAGAAGAUGAUGCUCACGUUAAUCUUUCUAUUUUUAUAACGAAAUUCAAAUCAAAACCGCAUUCUACAUUUUCUUCAGUGACUCCAUACGAAUUAAUACCAAACAAAGUUAAAAAUAUUUCAACAGAUGAAGCUGCAAGAUUUCGUACGAAAUAUCCUGUUGAUAUCAAAACUAACCGUACGCCAUCAGAAUCACUAGUACAUUCGGAUGUUAAUACUACUCACAUGGACGACGUUUCGCUAGCAACUAAUCAAUCAGGUGUACAUUUUCCUGUUAAUAAAAAUCAGAUCUUUUCUCCGAAAACUCCGAACAGUAGCAUUUUACAGAAUCAAUCUAUAACCAAUAACACAUCAAACACCUUCGAUACUUCGAGACAUGAUCUCAAUGAUGAAUCAAAAUCAAUUCAAGAUGAAAUUAUUCAUCACAAACAAACUUCAACAAAAUCCACUUUGAUGACCAAUCAAACAUUAAUUUCAAAUGUAACAUCCGGUUAUUUUAAUCAAAAAUUCAAAGAUGAAAUGAAACAUGAAUCUUCUUCAGCAGUAUCAGUAGGUGUCAAUAUUUCCUCUACCCUUCGCAUAUUAUCACCGUUUAUUAUAUCUAGCACGACCCUGCUUUCUUCACAGCGUUCGCCUUUAUCAUCAUCGUCAUUGCAUCCUUCACCUGCAUAUACGAGUAGUACUAGAUUCGCAAAAUCUACUCGACUCUCAUCAUCACAACUCUUUUCAGAAACAAACACAAUCAUAAGAAAGAAAUUAACAGCAACAACAGGACCUUCACGUUCGACUGAUUUCACGUCAUCAAUUGAUAUUUUACAAACGUCAAAUAAGCAUUCAAAUAUACAAACAACUGACGAAACGACGACAUCCGUUAUAGUACCAUCAACAUUGAUGACUAGCUCUUCUCUACUAGUAACAUCUGAACCGUAUUUAACAUCAACGACAGCAUUUGAUACGUAUACAACAUUGCAACUUGCAUCAACCGAAAUCGAAUCAUCAUCACCAUCAUCUUAUUUUAAAUCUACAGAUAUAUUCUCUACUGAUGUUCAAUCGAUAACAGCUACUUCUAUUCCUAGUACUAAGUUUGAUUCUUCACCGAUAAUAAUAUCCGACAAAAUGUCAAUACAUUCGACUUUGCCUACUACGCUCGAAAUAAAUGUUUCCCUACUCACUUCUCAACCAUUGAAAACGACUGACACAUAUCAAGAAGAGUCUACUUCGUUCGACGUCACAUCUACGCGCUUUCCGUCAACAUAUAAAUCGAAAAUUUUUACAGCGUUUGAACGUACGACUGUUGAUGUAAGUAAUUCAUCAUCAAAAUUCUCUUUACCACUAAGCACACAAACAACAUCUCCACCGACAACAUCGACUCGUCGAUAUAGAACUCGAAAACAACAGGUAACUACUUGGCAGACAGAACCAUUAUCGACCAUCGUAUUGCCAACUACUUCAAUUACAUCUUCAUAUCAAACAACCUUCAAUCAGGCAACAUCUACACAAUUACCAACUGAUACUUCAGAACGGACUAUUUUUGAACCAGAACAAACAUUUAUUAUUAAACCAUCAUUCAUUAAUAAUGAUUCUACUACAAUUUUAUCUAACGAUAUACUUAAUCAAUUAAUUAGCAAUACGUCAACAUCAACUAAUUCAUCAACGGAACGAUUUAUUUAUUUUAAUUUAGUUGAUCUUCCACCGUCAUCAUGGAAUUUAUCAUUAACUUCAAAUGAAAGUCUUGUUCUUGAUCUUGUAUUACCAUCUUCAACAAAUUCAAAUGCAACAACGAAUUUAACAUUUACAAAUAUGGAAGCAACUAGUUUAUCAACAAAAAUAGUUGGUGCUCCAAUUAAUUUACAAGUUGAUCGCGUACAAACAAAACAAUUUUCAUUAACAGUCAAUGCAACAGACAGCGGUUCCAAUCGAAAUCGUACCAAAUCUUCUGUAUCUGAUGUUAUUAUUGGUCAUGUGAGAAGUGAUCAAUUUGAAUUGAAUUUUACUAAAACAGAUAAUAUGAAUGUGCGUGUACAACAAGUUGAUUCCGCAACAGCUGAACUUUAUUUUGAUGAUAAUUUUUGUACAAAUGAAAGCAGUUUAGAGAUUAAUUUAAAUCUUUCAAAAAAUGGAACGAUUCGUUAUGGUAAUCGAGCACCUCUUUACAUUGGGCCAGUUUUUACUCGAGUACAUAUGCUUAAACAAUCAUGUGAUCGUGAACAACCAUUAACAUUAUUUUUUGAUAUAUGUAAACAACAAAAUCCAUGCUACAAUGGUGGUACAUGUGUAUCUGUUAUGCCUAAUUAUUAUGAUUCAUCAUAUUCACGUUUCGAUGUUGGAGAUGUUGGUUAUAAAUGUGACUGUCCACCAAAAACAUCAGGUGAUCAUUGUCAAAGGUCAGAAUUUCCAUCGGCUUAUUGUUUAAAUGGUGGAAGUUUAUUUCAACUAUAUGACAGACAUAAUAAAUCAAUUGAGAAAUGCAUUUGUCUAGCAGGUUUUCGUGGUGAACAUUGUGAAGAAAAUAUUGAUAAUUGCAAGGAAAUUACGUGUUCCACUCAUGGAAUUUGCGAAGAUGGCAUAGAAAAAUAUGCAUGUUCAUGUUUCGAUGGAUUCUACGGUAUUAAUUGUGAACGAAAACAUGUACAAACUGUUCUAUUACAAGCAGCGAGUAGAUCAUUUGGUGUUGUUGCAAUAUUAUUGAUUGCUACUAUCGCUGGUCUUGUUGUUGCAAGUGAUAUUCAUACAUAUUUAACACGUAAACAGAAAGCACAGAGUAUUGCAAAUAAUAUUUCACGUAUAUCAUCAGAAUUAUAUGAAAAUUCAGUGCUUCUACUUGGAUUUAGCGAUGCGCCUAUUGAAUUGAAUGAUUUAUCCCGUGUUCGAACACGGAAAAAGCCAGUUUCAUUAAAGCAACGGCAAACGCAUAGAACAACAAGAAAGCGAAAGUCAGCUGACUAUGAACAACUUGCAAGAAGAAAAACGGUACGAACGACUUCUCGAGCAUCCUCUCAACAAUAUUUAGAAACAAAUCAACUUAAUCAACCAAUUAUUUAA
This is a messenger RNA of Rotaria socialis, 9363 nucleotides long. The record is from the annotation of a GenBank genome assembly. Lineage: Eukaryota; Metazoa; Rotifera; Eurotatoria; Philodinida; Philodinidae.